AUGCUGUCACCACCAGAGGCGAAUCUUUUGGAUACCGAACCAGACGAAUGCCGGCGCCUUGUUAUCUCGGUCAUCGGCUCAUACCCGUACAUGAUGACACAGCCUGACAACUUGCCGCCUUUUGUGCAUCCAAUCGCCUGUGGACUGCACUUUGAUGGCCGAGAAAGCAUACCAAUGCUCACUGAUGGCUCGGCUAAACCCUUCAAUCCUCUCAAGCCAAGGGCUGCCUGUAUUGGCAUUGCUCAUGCAUUUGCUUCCCGCACGGCCAAUACAGAGGAGUUUCUGUGGCGGACUAUUGCGAGUGAAGAGCGGCAUAUACAGGAGACUGUAAGCUUCAACCGAACUACAUUUAGAGGGGAGAGCCUAGCUGCUAUGCAGGCCAUGAUCAUUUACACCAUCAUGCGGUUGACGAGCCUUGGCCGCGACCAUCUCAUGGAGAAUCGCUCCCCCUUCAAAGUGAUGAACGAACUAGGUGAUCGCCUGAAGGGUUUCUUCCCUGCUCAAUUCACCCCAUGUCAUGCUCGUGAUAGACCGCCAACUUGGCACCAAUGGAUCUCGGAGGAGACACGAUGGAGGAUAACACUUGUCUGCUGGCUAGUAGCUCGUGCACUUGGUGACCAAGCCGACCAAGGCUUUCCAAGGCCCGAUGGAAACCCAAUACCCAGCACCAAUGUCUUAUGGUCUACACAGGGAGAUCAGGACGUGGCAAAUGCGGAGGCGGUGUCGCCGACCCCUCCAUUUACUGCCAUUGGAGAUCUGGCAAUGGCCUUGAAAGGCUCUCAGACAGGCGUGUCCGCAGCCAUGUCCUUGGAGGCUCGGAACGAUGCGUUGGCCAAGUGGUAUGCCGCCCUGGACGGGUUGGGGAUGGUAGUUACCGCCGUCAUGGCGCGUGACUAG
Molecule: messenger RNA, 897 nt
Organism: Thyridium curvatum
Lineage: Eukaryota; Fungi; Ascomycota; Sordariomycetes; Thyridiales; Thyridiaceae
Exons: 4
Coding region: 1-897 (298 amino acids)
Source: RefSeq, a predicted model, not a curated record